GGCUCAAAUCUGCGCAAAUAAACUUUUCUAUCUACUUUAACACUCUGCUACAUCCAUCCCAUUAAUACGUUGGUUACAAGUACGCCCACACAUCUGCCUUCACUAUCAUAUCCACCUACACACGCUUAUCAACUACACCACAACAUGAAGACUGAAUCUACCUCCCGUCAGUGCACCCCGAGCCCGGACAUCAAGAUCGAGCCUGUUCAUACACCGAAGAUAUCCAGGACACACUACGUCGUGAUCAAGCAAGAACCUGAGAGCACCCCGAAAAUUUCUACGACAGAUCAUGUCGUGAUCAAGCAAGAACCCUUGAGGACUCCGAAAGCCUAUCGGCCUCAAUUUCCCCACAAUAUCCUCAACAGCGUGGACAAAACACCAAAGACCUCCAGCCAGCUUCAAAGUCGUAAACCCACUCAGAUACCAGCCCAGAGAACGUAUUCUUCACAAGCCCCCACCAAGGACUGGGUCCGCUGCGAAGACUUCGACGAGCAUGUGCGAUUGGGCGUGACGCCACUUUUCUCCAGGACAGGUGAGGCGGGCGUACCGAAUGGUGUUGACGUUGAGUUGAGUGAGGGGGAACAGCAGGACGUGGGAAGGUGUUUAAGGAGUUCGAGACUCCAGGCUCAGGAGAGGGGGAAGAUGAGCAAGGGAAUGAAGUGGUUGAGGGAAAGGCAGCUAAGGCAGCGCUGAUGAGGGUCUGAAAGCAAGGACGUUGACGGGUCUCCAUUGUUUAUUCAGUUGUCCUGAUUCCGGGCGCACAGCAACAUAAGCGACCGCGUCGGCAAUACGAGGAAAUUGAGUAGGCAAAGGCUGGCGUUGGACUACUUUAUGAUGUGCUUUUCCUGCACGGCCUGAGUGGCGUAAUGG
Cucurbitaria berberidis CBS 394.84 is the source of this 870-nucleotide messenger RNA. RefSeq lists its product as uncharacterized. The coding region runs from base 145 to 693 and encodes 182 amino acids. The transcript has a single exon. The record is from RefSeq and is a predicted model, not a curated record. Lineage: Eukaryota; Fungi; Ascomycota; Dothideomycetes; Pleosporales; Cucurbitariaceae.